This is a messenger RNA of Setaria italica (foxtail millet), 2326 nucleotides long. RefSeq lists its product as uncharacterized. The transcript has 5 exons. The record is from RefSeq and is a predicted model, not a curated record. Lineage: Eukaryota; Viridiplantae; Streptophyta; Magnoliopsida; Poales; Poaceae. Gene Ontology annotation, molecular function: nucleic acid binding. The coding region runs from base 271 to 2079 and encodes 602 amino acids.
CUCCGGUUUUGAUUUUAAGGUCGUUUAGGACAAGGUUUAGCAUACCAAGGUAUAAUUAAUUUGCAUCUAUUCUUCCAUGUUUGCCCUUAUUAAAUAUACCUCGUAGUCGUUUCAAUACAACUCUUCUCUUCACCCGAGUGGCUAUUGCAUGUGAUCUAGAGUCUUGAGGUUGCAGGUUCGAUUCUUGAGUUGUGUCGGUUUUUUGCGAUUUUUGGCGUUUUUGCAUGACGUUGUGGACGCGUGGGCUGGUAAUUUGCAUGGCGCCUGUGCAUGGCGCAGCGCGCGCUGGUAAUUUGCAAUUUUGCAUGGCGCUCUUUUUUUCUCCGGUUCCCUCGCGUUGGUUGCAUUGGCGCUCUUUUUUUGUUGCAUGGCGCUCCUUUUUCUCAGGUUCCCUCGCGCUGGUUGCAUUGGCGCACUUUUUUUCUUUUGCAUGGCGCAAUGCCGGUCUGUCGCCUCAGUUGCCUCCUGAACAGUCUAUUUAAGCGCACAACAGCCCAACAGAGCACCUUGCACCCAAAUGAACCUAGCACGCAAAUGACAUCGGUAAUAAACCUUGAUCCUCUGUCUUUGGAAAACAGCAUCGGAUUUGAUUUAAACAUGGAGGCACAAGAUGAUGGUUUCAUCGAUUUGAACUUGCCACUAGAUGAAUAUGGUGCCAUCGAUUUUGAGGCACCCCAAUACGGUGGAUUUAAUCUUAACUUCGAUGGCAAUCAUGUGAUGGACUUGAUUGAUGAAACAAGUGAUGGUAGUGAUGGAUUAGAGAUGGAGGCACCAGAGCUAGGUGCUAGUAGAAAGAAAGAUGCUACUGAUGAAGUUAGGAAACUAAUUUACCAAACUUUAUUAGCAAGAAGUAACAAUGGGAGGUUAGGGAAGGGAGUUACAAGAGAGGUUGCAUCUCAAUUUGGUUUGCAUAUUCGUACUGUUCAGAAGAUUUGGAAGAGAGGAAAAGAGUCACUAGCUCAAGGCAUUGUGAUCAAUGUAACAAGUAGAAAGAGAGGUCGUUCAGGCCGUAAGGAAACUCCUAUUGAUUUGGAAUCUUUACGCAAUAUUCCUCUUAAUGAAAGAAUGACUUUAGAAACUGUGAGUAGGCGCCUCCAUAUUGGCAAGGCAAAGUUGAUUCGGUGCAUGCGUAAAGGGCUUCUUAGGCGCCAUUCAAACAGCAUCAAACCUUACCUAACCGAAGCAAACAAGAAGGCAAGGUUGCAGUGGUGUGUUGAUAUGCUUGAUCCGGACAGCACACCUAAUGAUCCAUGUUUCAAAGAUUUAUUUGAUCAUGUAUUCAUCGAUGAGAAGUGGUUUUUCCUUACACAAAAUUCUGCAAAAUAUUACUUGCUGCCUGAGGAAGAUGAUCCACAUCGUUCUAGUAAAAGUAAGAACUACAUUCCACGCCUAAUGUUUUUGGUUGUAUCAGCUCGGCCAAGGUUUCAUAAUGGAGUUUGUAUUUUUGAUGGAAAAAUUGGAUCAUUCCCUCUUGUGACUUAUGAACAAGCUAAGAGGAGGAGUGUGAAUCGGGAAGCUGGAACAUGGGAAGUUAAACCAAUUGCUCACAUCACAAGAGAUGUGAUUAGGGAGUUCAUGAUUGAGAGGGUGCUGCCGGCUAUUAGAGAAAAAUGGCCAAUGGAGGAUAUUCACAAACCGAUCUACAUUGUUCAGGACAAUGCACCAUCUCAUUUAGAGGUUGAUGACCAUUUAUUUUGUGAAGCUGCUAGGCAAGAUGGAUUUGAUAUUAGACUUAUUUGUCAACCUCCAAAUUCUCCGGACUUCAAUAUAUUAGAUUUGGGCUUCUUUCGUGCAAUUCAAGCCAUUCAAUAUCGGAAAUCAGCAAGAACAGUCCAAGAACUUGUUCCCAUUGUGCAAGAGGCUUUCAAUGAGUAUUGUCCAGAGAAGGCUAAUAGAAUUUGGCUCACAUUGCAUCUAGUUAUGAAGGAAGCUAUGAAGGUUGCUGGAGCGAAUAAAUAUAAAAUCCCUCACAUAAACAAAGAAAGACUAGAGACACUAGGACAGCUUCCAUUGCAAAUUGCUUGUGAGGCAACCAUAGUUGACCAGGCAAAGGCAAUUCUCGCUGCAGCAAACAAUUAGGAGAAGAAGAUUAGAACUAGGCAAUGACUAGGGUUAGUUCAUGGGACAUGUAACAAUUUCUGUACUUACCCUAUGUAUCAGUCUUGUUUGCCUCUUGUUCCUUUAACUCUUGCAUCUUUGGACUGAGUUCAUCCACCUGCUUCUGGACAUGGUCUGGUAAAAUGAUUGUCUCUCCGUCCAUUUGAAGCUCAUUGACAUUGGGAAUGUAUAGCUCACAAUCGAAUUUGUCAAAGCCGUCUAUGAUCCA